This is a messenger RNA of Aplysia californica (California sea hare), 10641 nucleotides long. RefSeq lists its product as uncharacterized. Gene Ontology annotation, biological process: regulation of transcription by RNA polymerase II. NCBI's taxonomy places the organism in Eukaryota, Metazoa, Mollusca, Gastropoda, Aplysiida, Aplysiidae. Bases 1108 to 9120 code for a protein of 2670 amino acids. Gene Ontology annotation, cellular component: nucleus. The record is from RefSeq and is a predicted model, not a curated record. The transcript has 6 exons.
UUAUGCUAUGAAUGAGUAAGUUUUGUGUCUAUAAGUAUGUAUGCAUUCUCAAUUUGGAAGGAACUAGUCGAUUAUGCAGCUGAAACAGUGCUUGCUUCGGAUACGAAUUGCAAUUCCAUAGCCUUUCCGAGGCAAAAAUGAUGGGGUCCACUACUCCAUGAUCGUUCCUGCCUUGCAGAGAAUGAUAACACGCUGUGCUUCUCAAUUUCUACAAGAAUGACCUACUUAAAUUAUUCGCCAGUAAUUGCAGAUUUCAUCUAUUGCUCACGGAAUGUUUCAUUUUAUUUGGUUGAUUCUAUGGAAUGUGUAUGUGCAGGAUGUCGAAAUGAUCGGGGUUUUAUUUUUUCUGUAUUUAACUCAAGAUCGUUAGUGAUCGAAGUUUGCGCAGGCAGGCAACUCAGGCUCAAGGCAAGGUUCUGUGCAAAGUAGGUUACGGAUGAGAUGAGGGUUAUGGAUAUUGUUCUCAACAAAAUAAGGAAAAUCUCAUAUUAAAGUGUCCGUCGAAUCUUGUUUUUUCCUAUGCAUGUAUGACAAUAAAACGUUUGUCUGUUGUUGUAGAAAAGGGAUUUGUUGAUAACAUGUCUAGGUUUGUAGUCACGUUAUCAAAACUCACAAGGAAACCUGGCAAUCAUAAUGGAGAAUAUUGAUACUUUCUCUUCCUCCUGUAGCUCUGGGUCUAGACUAGUUAUCAAGAUAUGGGAAUAAUUUUAGCAGAAAACGGCCAAAAGAGCAACUUAUUGUUUCAUUUUUGUCCGAAGUAUUGUUUUAUUGUAUACAAUAACAGUAAAACCAGAGAAGACCGUGAAGUAAAUAGGCCUUGGCUGGUGCAAUUAUAAAGUAAAGACUACCAUUAUCAAUCAGUCUUAUGCUGAACUAGGCCUACACAGUAAGCUACAGACCUCCAAAAAGGAAUGGGUGAAAAAAUGGAUCUUACUGUUUCUCCUCUGCAGCCAUAGGCAGACCUUGUGUCAGCUUGGAAAUGGGUUGAGGGCAACUGUUAUAUUUGAUUUGUUUUACUUUAUAAUUGAUCAAGGCUGUGAACACAAGAGAAUGUAGCGGUUACAGAGUUUAUGCGUUGUAUUUCGUCUGGGAUCACAAAUAUCCAAGAUGAGGACCAAAGUAGACAAGGAUCACAAGAAGGUUACAGAGGCAAAGCUCAAGAUGAGCAUGACCUCCCCAAAAGUUGUGCUGGAUGCAGAAGACUGUGCCAAGCUGCUUGAUGGCAUGGGCAAGACAUCUGUUGUUGUGGUAGAGCGAGGGGGGAAAAUGGUGGCAGCGUUACCAAGUACAUCCACAUCUUCUACAUUAUCUUCCUCUACGUCGUCAGGAACAACAAAGUCCAAAGGUGUCUCUGCUUCACAGCUGAAGUCAAGCAAGUCUCCCAGCAAUGUGCACCAGCCUAGUAGCAGUGGAGCAUCAGAGGGGAAGAAUGACAAUGAUGGAACCAAAUCCCCAACCAGCUUGCACCAUAACCAUAAUAAGCGUGAGGUUAACAACAAGUCUGAAGUGACGACAAAGGCAAUUCCCAAACCUCCCAAGAAACGACGUGGAAAUGACAAAAAAUUUGAAAGUGUUGAAUCAACCCCUGCAUGUCUAAGCAAUGGUGAAGCAACUUCCACGUCAGCCUCUUCUUUUACAGAUCAAGUUGAAAGUGCUGAGGUGAAGGUCUCUGCAAUUACUCCUUCGGAUGUGUGUUCACAUAGUGAAUCUUCCCAGAAGCACAGUUUGGGGAACUUGUCACCUCAUCAUCCAGGUUCAACUAGUAACAAUAAUAACCACUUGAUCUCAGGGACCCACCUGCUUUUACCUGAAGAGUCAUCACUCUCACAGGGGUCUGAAAAGGCCUCUCUUCAAACCACACCAACAUCGCCAUCAGUGUUACCAACACAAGUAUCGUCAUUAUCUUCAUCUCCUUCGUCAUCUUUGCCAUCUAAGUUUCGUCACAAAGAUCAUUCACAGGCUCAUGAAUCAUAUCAGAACGCCAUUCAUAAUUCGGCUUCCAAUACCCCGAAUGUUGUUUACAGCAAAAACUGCUUUGAUACCCCUAUUUCUUCGGAGAAGAGCUCUGAAAUCGCAGCAGAUAUUGUCGUCUCUGAACAGGGGCAUGGCUGUGAGGUAGGGCUGUCACUCGGCUCUUCUUCCACUCCAGCUGUGAAAAGUGGGAAUUUCCAGCAACUUCCAGAGCAAGAAGAGCCGAUGAACUUGUCUACCUCCUGUAAGUCAGCCGUAAGCUUGGUGUCCAGUCAGACGCAGGCUGGCACCAGUCCUAAGGAGAGCAAUGCCCUGGAAGAAGUGGCUGCAUCUCUUGUUCCACAGCUGUCUCCCACACAGGGAUCCACAAAUGUUUCUGUGCCGAGUGCAGUCUCACUCAAACCCCAACCUACUGCUCAGAGCUCCGUACAUGGUAAAAAAUCAAGGAAAAAAUCUCCUAAAAGGUCUAGUGUGAUUGAGAAUGGGGACACCUAUGUGCAAAGAAAACCCCUUUCAUCUCCAAGCAAUGGAAACAGUUCCAUUAUUGACAAGAUGGAUGUAAGUGAAAAAGUGACUGAACCAGCGUCCGGAUCCUCUGAGCCUGUGAGCGGUGCUGUGCAGUGUCAGGACACAUCUUCUCCAAAUGUGCCGUCCGAAGUAUUGCAAAGAAUAAAUGUCUCGUCUUCUGUACAAGAGAAAGUAAUAACCGAUUCUUCUGCUGAGCCGCCUGCUUCUCUUUCCACCAAGGUAGACUCUCAAUCUAAAUGUGAACUUGUCCCAUCAGCUACUUCAUCUGUCAAUCCUGCCACCCUCUGUUCGAAUGGUCACCUCAGUGAGACAAGUAGCACCGCUACCUCCACUCCAGCUACUGCUGACAUUUGUAGUAAUAAAGACACGUUGAAAGUCCCGAGUCAAGCACCUAGUAUUUCUACUGAGACUUCUGCAAAUGCGAAUUCAGAUAAAAAAGUUGUCAAAAUAAAGAGACCUCCAAAGAAAAGAAUUGAAAUUCCAAUGGAUGAAGUGUCAUGUGCAGACAGAACAGCCCAGUACUUACAGACAAUUAAUGAUGUCAUAGAAAAUUUUGUGUUUGUGCCCGAACCUCCUGAAGAAGAGUGUUGUUUGACAGAAGAAGAGGAGGCCGCCAUUAGAGACCUGUUUGAGGAACCACCAAAGGCCAAGAAUGCUGCACAGAACCGCAAAAAGACUGGUUCUGCCUCUGCUGGCCACACAUCCAGCAGAGGUGCCUCUUCUGUGGGGAGCAGUCACUAUGCGAAGGCCAAAGCUGUUGGAGGUACAGCAGCGUCAAAACCGCCUAAAAAGCGAGUCACUGCAGUAGUUGCUGAGGUGGGAAUCUCUACUAAGAGUGCCGAUUCAGACCUUGAUCAGAGUAAUGUGGCGAAUGUGGUGGACUCUGUGGUAGCAGAUGGUAGCCAAUUGACCAGUGCUGCGAAAUGUGAUAAUGUUCCUACAAGUGAGACUCAGGUUAAGGUGGCAGUCAAAUCUGAUACUUCAGUGAAAAGAAAAAAAAAGUCCAAAAAGCCUGUGAGUAAUACUCCAGAGUUAUCUGAAGAACAUGGUGUUCACGAUGAGAAUGAAGGAUUUAGCAAAGUUGAAGAAAGUACAUCAGCUGUGUGCAGCAGUGAAAAGGAAGCGAAAAGCAAAGGUGUUUCUGUUUCAAAGGAAUCGAAUUUGUUGGGUAAAAAUGGUGAAAGUGUUAAAGAUUGCAGCAAAGUAUCAUCCACUUCCUCAAAACCGAAAAAGAGAAAAAAAACUGCAGGAAAGCCUAAAGUGUCUCAGUUAGCACCACCAGAAAGUGAAGUACAGGUUGCAAACCAUGUAAAUGUCGAGACUUUAGUACCCCAAGACAAAGACUCUGUUGUGUCAGGAAGGGUGGAGACCUCCGAUAUAGGAGAGAGCAUUGCAUCAACAUCUGGUGGGUCUGAGCAAGACACGCCGGUGCAUGAGCCUGAGACAAAGGAUGAGAUGACAAAUACAGAGAUAGAAGCCGGGGAGAGCCAGGACACCGGUCUUGAGAGUGCGGGGGAGGACAACAAGCCAGUGAGGCGCUACAAGAAGCGCCUCGAUUUUGUCAAGUGCAGCCAGUGCGACCACCAGGCACGGGGCCGUUCAGCUCUCAGCCGGCACAUGAAGAAGGUGCACAUGCUCGAAGUGAACAUGCCCUACAAGUGCCCUCACUGCCACUAUGGCUGCACUAAGAUGGCCUCUCUCAACAGACACCUGUUCACACAUGGGGUGUUCCCAUGCUCUCGCUGUGACUUUGAGACUGACGAACGUGCCAAGCUACUAGAGCACAUCAGCGAACUGCAUAAAGACAAGCUAGACAUGAAGCUGUGCAAGGUGUGUAACCGUUACAUCAAGUGCGACCAAAUCACAAUAGAAGAGCACACUGAUAAUUGUCAGGGCCCAACGCCAUUCAAGUGCUCUCAGUGUGACAAAGAGUUCAAGUACGCAUCCUCUCUCAAGGUGCAUUUUCACACGCACUUCCCCGAUGAACCGAAGCGGUUCAAGUGUGAACUGUGUGAGUAUCGCACCAACUAUAAGGCCAACUUGCACAAGCACCACAAGAACAUGCAUGCCUCAAGGGACCGGGACGUGCAGUGCCCAGACUGUGGUAAAAUGUUCUCCACCGAAGACAACAUGCGUCGCCAUAGGAAGGUUCAUACUUUGGUUCGACCAUUUGCGUGUGAAACAUGCAAGAAGACUUUCAAAACAUCAGGUGCUCUGAAAGGUCAUCAACUGAUACACACUGCUACUCGGCCGUAUUCCUGUAACAUCCCUGGCUGCAGCCGUAGUUUCCGUACACCAAAGUUCCUCAAGAGUCACCAGGAGGAGUUUCAUCGCCUGGUACCAAAGAAGUUUUUCUGCAAUGUCGAAGGUUGUAAUUUUUCCUUCUUCAAACGGAGUCAUCUGAAACGCCAUGCCAUUACGCACACAGGAGAACGCAACUACCACUGCACUUGGCCCGGCUGCAGCAAAUCUUUCCGUCAUGCAGACAAUCUCAAAGUACAUUUUCGCAGUCACACCAACGAGAAGCCGGUGCAGUGCCACCUCUGUGACUUCAAGUGUAAGCAGCGGAAUUCGUUGUUCUGGCACAAGAAGAGGGUACAUCAGGUUAUCGAUACUUCGGCCUUGCCUCGCCGCUCAGACCCUGGCAGUAGACCUGGCUCUUCAGAGGCCAGCAGCGAUUCAUCCAAUCAGGUGCCAGACAGUGUAGACAAGGCAAGAGACUCGCCAGCCACACCUUCGACAACAAAAGUUGCUGCUGAGACUGGUUUGAAUGAGUCGGGGAACAUUCCUCCCUCAGUUACCUCAGGGGCAGGAGAAGUGACCCCAGAAAGUCAGGCUCCUGGUCAGCACCAUGUUGCGGAAGAUAUUGAGCAAGAGGCGAUGGAAACAGUCACUGCUUUGGACCCAGUGCGAGAAAGUAUGAACAGCCCAGAGUUUCGGGGGCCCAAGGACUUGUACGAGUUCAAGAGUGAUGAUGAAUCGGAGGAAGAGUCUCCUGGCAACUUUCGACGGGACAAAGUGGCUCUCACGGUCCUCACCCCCCUUCCACCACCACCUAAAGAGCUUUUGAGGAAGAAUGAGUUGCAGGAGAAAAAGGAGAAGGAGAAGAUCGAGAAGGCGGAUAAAAAAGAACUUGAAAAGAAAGAGAGGUUAGAGAAGAAAGAGCAAGAGAAAAAGGAGAAGGCAGAAAAAAAAGAACUAGAGAAAAAAGAAAAAACGGAACAGAAGGAAAAAGAGAAGAAAGAAAAGGCUGAGAAGAAGGAGCAAGCAAAACAAGAAAAAGCUGAGUUGAAGGAGAAGGAAAGGCAAGAAAAAUUGGAACUGCUGAAGAAACAAAAAGAGGAAAAGGCUGCCCAAAAAGAACAGGAAAGAAAAGCAAAAAUAGAAAUGAAGGUAAAAGAGAAAGAAGAAAUUAAGGAAAAGGCAAGGCUAGAAAAAGAGGAGAAAAUGUUAGAAAUUGAAAAGAAAAAGAAACAAAAAUUGGAAGAGAAAGAAAAGAGACAAGCGAAGGAGAAAGUUGAAAAGGUGGCAGAACAUCCGGAUCCAAGUUCUGGUAAAAAAUCUCCUAGAAGAAAGAAGUCUCCUGCUCGAGGAGACAGUGAUGUUGUGGAGAAGAAGUCCGAACCCAUCAAAACUGUAAAGGGCAAGAGGAAAAGAGGUAGUGAUGUGUCUGUCGACAAGUCCAAGAAUGCUGAAGACAAUAAAAUGGCCGGCUCCCCCCCAAAGAAGAAAAAGAUCUCCCCUAAAAAGCCGAAUACCUCAGAACCUCCAGCAGGACCUGUCAGUUCUCCUCGUUUGGCUGCAAGAAAAUCCCCAGCGAUUGUGAAAAAAGUGGCUUCGGUGAGUAAACUGAAGAAGAAAACACCUCCCAAAAGGAAACCUAGUGCCAGAAUCAAAGCGAAAAAAGCUCUUGCAAAAAAAUCCACAAAGUCUCCUAAAACUGCAAAAAAGAAGAAAUCAAUGCAGAAAGUAAUUGUAAAGAAAAGGCCAGGGCGUAAAAGGGGACCAACAAAGGAUAAAGAAAAGGAGGAAGAAACAAAAGAAGAAAAAGAAGAAGCAGAAGAAACCAAGGAAAAUGUAGAAAAAACAGAAGAACCUGCUGUUGUACAGAAGGAGGUGGAGUUGGAGGAAGAGGCAGAAGAGGAAGUUGUUGAAACAGAAUCUCAACCUGACCCCCCAGUAGAAGUGCCCUCCAGACCCGAAGAAGUGGCGUCUUCAAGGCCAGCUUCACCAGAGUACAGUGAAGAGAACAUGAUACAGGGUGUGGCAAGCCCCUACCGGGACUUUUCAGAUGCAGACAAUCUCGAGGAAGAGAAUAUGCCAGUGGAGACUGAGAAGGAAGAUGAAGGGAGAUCUCCGAGCCCAUGUCCACAGCCAGAGAGUCUUGAAGAUCAGGCAGACUCUGAGGAGGCUAAAGCUCCAGAAGAAGAGCAGAUGGUGAAUAACGUGGAAGAGGAAAUUGUAGAUGAAGCCACCUCUUAUGCGGUGGAAGAGAGUGACGACGAUGAAGUUAGCAAUGAUAUCCCCCUGACACCACCACGUGCCCCGGCUCCACCGCCCCCAGAGAGCUCAGAGGAUGAGAUGGAGCAGGAAGACCCAGAGCCUGCACCUUUCUCCGUCCCUGGGCCAAACACACCAUUUUCUGUGCCAGGUCCCAAUACACCGUUCUCCGUGCCGCCCCCAACUAAUCUGGUCCAGCAGCAUUCAGUCCAUUCAGAGGAGGCUCCCAUGUCCGCAGUGCCCUCUGUGCCGUCUAUGGAGAAUCUACACUCAGCCGGCUCAGUAGACGCACAGCAGCCUUUGGGCUCAGUGGAAAUGCCUCACCAUGGUUCUGUGGAGACGAAUCACCCUCAUGGCUCGGUGGAAAUGCAUUCACACAGCUCCAUGGACAUGGCCAGCCAUGGUGGAAUGGAGAGUCGGCCCCAAGGCUCAGUGGAGAUGCAGCAGCCGCUUGGCUCAGUUGAGAUGCAGCACUCCCAUGGCUCAAUCCCAGAGCCCAGGUCUCAGCCGGAGCGGGUCGUUAGUGCUGAGCAGACCCCCGAGGGUGUCGUGAGGGAUGGCAGCAGCUCUCUGCCAGACACGAGCAGUUACAGCCUGCCCCCACAGCCUCUGCCAGAACACUCACAGCAAACCACAGAGGCUGCCAAAGAGUACUUUGACGAGUAUCUGAAGUCUCUGACACACACACGAGGAGCUAGUAUGGUACCCUCCCCUGGUGGCUUGCAACAGCUAGAGGCCAUGGUGGACAAGUCUGGGCCCGGGUCUAGGGAAAUGACAAAGUCUCCUGCUACUGGCCUUCCCACCUCUGUUAUAACCUCCAAUCUUGAUGGUACCCUCCCAUCCUUGGCACCUGCAGAUCUUCGUAGUCGAAUGGAUGCCCUGGCCGCUUCAGAACGGCAUCACGAGUCAUUUUACCCCCGAGAUACAGCGUCGGCAUUGCCUCGUCUUCCAGAGAGACAGACAGCCACGCCUCUCGCUCCCAAUGUGGGGGCUCCUCCUCCUCCUCCUGCCUUUGACACAUUUUCAUCCCUGAACUCACUACACUCAGCAGCAACAGUGCCUGGCAGUAGAGAGAGUUCGUACCUGCGUCAACCAGACAACCUGUUCUCUGGCCCACCGGUAACAAACAGCUUUAUGGCGGAGGCCAUGUUCCCGCGACAAGCCAUGACUACACCGUUCCUGACCCCACAGCCAACAGAACGCAGCAGCCUGUCACGCAUACCAGACUCGACUCCUCUGCGUUCUAGCACCUCCAGCUCCUUGUUGCGUCGCACAACUACCAUGCCAGGGUCAGAGAUGUUCCCAGCACCACCCAUGCCCCAGGCAAUGCCACGACAUCCAUUCUCUAAUGCCUGGACUGGUCAGGAUGGUAGGCCGACACACUGGCAGAAUCCGUACCUACAGAGGCAACCUAACAUGGCAACUGCAAGUAAUCCAUUCUUUCCCAGCAAAGAGAAUUAUCUGGGCAGUCGGGACUUUAUGUUUGACCCCUCAGCUAGGACCUCAACUGAACGUGGAAUGUUCCCUUGUCUGCCUUCAUCUCAAACCCAGGACUCUUUUCAGCUGGAUCGUUUUGAUCUGAGCAACUAUUUCCCCAAUGCCAUGACUCCUUACUCUGGCUCACCGGGGUCCCUGGACUACACGCGAUCUGCACACCCAACGGCACCCAAACCCUUUGAUGAGCGCUACCGCCAGACAGCGGCAGCGGCUGCCACGGCAGCCAUCCAAGACUUCCGGGCUUUGCCCCCAACUACUGCAUCAACAGACAUGUUCUCCAGCAUUGGUGUGAACAGUGGCUUCAACCUGUACGCAGGCACAGCAGCGUAUGGCCAGCAUGUGUCGGACAAUGUGAACAGUGCUUUCCUCAGCCACCCGACGACAGCACAACACGCCAUGUUGGAGAGAGACUAUGCUGCUGCGGCUGCACACCGCGGCUUCUAUCCACACCAGAACACUCCAUACCCUUUCAUAGAGGAUCGCCAGUACCCAGGUGCCUCCAAACUCAGUCAUGCUCACGCCACAUCAACCACAGGCACUCAGGAGCGUGACCUCAUGAGUCGGUCAGCUGUCCCAGAGAGUCAGAUGCAGGACCCUUAUCGCACCAUGCUUUACAGAUACUAGAUAGGUUUUUCUCCAUCUCCACUUCCAAAGCAGUGAGGGCUGAUGCUGCCACUGUGUGAUGGCGGUUUGUAGCUUUUUGUGCUGAAGCCAGUGCUGCAGUGCUGAAUUGACACCUCCAGGUUUUCAGACAAAUAGAUGUAAGAUCGUUAUUGCAGCGUGCUUUACUUGCAGUUGCUAAUGUCAGUUUCUAUCGAUGCAGUUGCACAGCCAUUGUGAAUUUUGGUGACUUGCUAUAAACUCCAUGACCAUAAACAUCAUCCCUUGAACACAGUAAUAAAAUAUCAAACUGAGCUCUCACAGCUUCCUAUGCAAGAGUGUAGCAGUGCAGUGUUUGUGGUUCAUGUGAAGCAUUUUGCCAUAUAGAGAGAUAACUGUGUUUUAAACACAACUAAGUGAAGCAGUGCUCUUAAAAAUGCACACAUGUACCCGAAAUUGGAUAGGUCUGCGCCUUUGCAGUCAUUUUUCCUUUCAUAGAUGCCCCUUGUUUUGGAAGUCUAUCUGUAAUGGAUGUGUGGCAUAAUUUGUAGGUACCAUAGCUAUUCUUCAUAAUGAAUUGAUUGCAAGGGCUGAAUGUUACCUUAUGAUUAUGAUAGCAUGCUUUUAUUGACAGUGAGCAUUUGAGUUAAUUGGGAUUUUUGUCAAGGGUAUGCAAGUAUUGAGGUUUGUCUUUCUUCAAGGGUCUCUUAAACUACAUCACGGGGAUUUUUUUUAUUAUAAGAGAACAAUAGUUUGUAGUUUGUGUUAAAGUUAUGAAAUAAUAAGAAAAACAUAAAUGAAAAAUUGUUUCAAGCUUGUCAUUCAUAGGCGUUCACAGCCACUGAUGUGCAUAAUGCCAAAGAUAAACAUUGCUGUAAAACAGUUCCAGAAACUUUUCUUUUUUGUGCCAAUGUAGUUGAAAUCCAUGUUUAUGUCCAUAUAUUUGUAUUGUUAUUUUGAUUUUAUGGGAUUUUGGGUUUUUUUUCCUCACUUAUAUGAUUUAAUGAUUUUCAGGAGAAUUGUGUAGUACAGAUUCCUCACAAGCUUUCUGUCUUGCUGACAGUUGUUCGUUAUUAUUUUUUUCUUUCUUUAACAGUGCAGGGUUCAGCAGAAAUUGUAGUUUGUGGAAAAGAUUCUGAAUUGAAGAGCACUAUAAAAUGUAUGUCCUGAAAUGUUUUGAGAAAAUUAUGUGAGAGACAAUCAGUGCCAUAGUUAUUGAAGCAUGACUUUCACUGAGUGGAUAUGCCUGUGAGGACGGGGGGGGGGGCGUUUUUUGCUCUGUCAAAAAAAAAGGGGGUGGUACAGAUUUGGGGGAGGAGGGGAGGGUCGGACGAAAUUUUCACUUAUGAAUUAGAUCAGGCAACUCAAAAGUGAUUCUUUUUUCCAGAAAAGAGAGUUACUCAGUUAGCAAGUCUCCCAGUAACACAUCUACAGAUUUAUUGCAAGGCAGCACAGGAGCAGGGGAAUGGAAUAGUAAGAUUUCUUGUUUUGUAAGAGAAUAUUAUUUUCACACAAAUCUUUGUAAAUAUACAACAUAUAUAAUUG